GCGUUCAGUCUUCUUUCGAGCUUCGCAGCGUCCACACCGCUCCCUCCACUACUCGAUUCGAUCCGAACUAGUACGCUCCGAACCGAUAUAGUCUCGCAUUAAUUCGCGUGUGCGAGAGUUUGAUACCAAUAUUGCAAGUGUUUUAAUUGAGGAGAAUACCAAGCAAUACUCAAGAAAGAUGACGGUGGAUCUAUCGCCAGUGCAGGAAUACUAUAAGGAUAAGACGAUAUUCAUCACUGGAGCGUCUGGGUUCAUGGGCAAGGUUCUGCUGGAGAAGUUGCUCUACUCCUGCCACUCCCUCAAGGAGGUGAUCAUCAUCUGCCGCCCGAAGCGCGGCAAGGCACCCGAGACGCGUCUCGAGGAGAUGUUCAAGCUGCCCAUCUUCCAGCGCAUCAAGGACGAGCGCCCGGAGAUGCUCAAGAGGGUUACCAUCUACCAGGGCGACGUCACCUUCGACCAGCUCGGGCUCAGCGGGGAGAGCUUGAAGCACGUGACCGAGAACACUAACAUUGUUUUCCACAUGGCGGCCACCCUUAAGCUGGAGGGCAACCUUCGGGACGCCAUCGAUAUGAACUUGCUAGGCACCCGGCGAGCGCUCAACGUGGCCAAGGAAAUGAAGCAGCUGGAGGCCUUCAUCCACUUGUCCACGGCUUUUUGCAACUGCGACCAGGAUGUGAUGUAUGAGAAGGUGUACGAGUUUCCACACAAGCCGGAGGAUCUUAUGCGCCUGGCCGAGUGGAUGGACGUGAAGACCCUGGACGCCAUUACGCCGGAUUUGCUAAAGCCGCACCCCAACACAUACACCUACUCAAAGCGUCUGGCGGAGCUUCUGGUGCGCGACCACUACGAGUCCAUGCCCGUCAUCAUCGCACGUCCCAGCAUCGUGUCGCCGGCUGCCUACGAGCCGUUGCCCGGAUGGGUGGACAACCUGAAUGGACCGACUGGCCUGAUGAUCGGAUGCGGCAAGGGCGUGAUCCGGUCCGUUCUGGUGAAUCAGCAGAACAAGGCCGAGGUGAUUCCCGUCGACUACGCUAUCAACGGGCUGAUCGUCAUUCCCUACGAGUUCAACAAGCAGGCCAAGCGGCCUACCAAUGUGCCCGUUUAUAAUAUAACCAAUGCGGACCACAGGAAGAUGACCAUGGGCACCGUUGUGGAGAUGAGCAAACGCAUCAACAAGCAGUUCCCAUUUAACGCGGGUCUAUGGUACCCGGACCCUUGCGUUACCACCAACCAAUUAUACCACAACUUCAACGUGGCUCUGUUUCAUUGGUUGCCCGCUUACUUCCUGGACUUCCUGAUGCUGAUAUUAGGUCAGAAGCGAUUCAUGUUGAGAGUUCAGGAGAAGAUAUCCACAGGUCUGGGCGUCCUCCAGUUCUUUACCCUCAAUGCCUGGUGCUUCCGAUCUGAUAACUACGCCUCCCUCUGGAACAAACUCAACGAGGAAGACAAGGCGAUUUUUAACAUGAACAUGAACACGGAGAACACCGAGGAGGAGUACAUGAUUGAGUGUGCUAAGGGCGCUCGAAAGUUUAUCCUCAAGGAAAAGGAGGAGGAUCUGCCCACUGCGCGCGUGCACAUGAAGAUCCAACGAGUCGUAGACGUUGUGUGCAAGACGGUGAUUGUGGGACUGUUCUUCUACUACCUCCUUAAGUGGACGGGGGUGCUGGCUAUAUUCUGAUUCUAGUUCUCCGUGGACUUGCAUUGGUUUGGUGGUCACAGGCAUUUAUUUAGUCAAUUAGCUUAGUUGUAGUUACGCAUAUUCGAGGUUUUGAAUCCAAAUAAAUAUGAUUGUAGGUUGUUGAAUAUACACAUUUCGCCAACUGCGCCGUGUUUCUCUUUCCCAAUCCAGUCACUAAAGCAGACUUUGUGUCUAACCAUACUGACCUGUACUUUGUUCUCCAGUAACUCCAGCUGUCGCUGAGCCUCUGCCAGGUUGGGUGGACAAUAUGAACGGACCUACGGGAGUUCUCAUUGGCGCCGGCAAAGGAGUUAUCCGAUCCAUGAUCUGCAACGGGGAGCUAAAAUCUGAAGUGAUACCUGUGGACAUCGCCAUUAACGGUCUUAUCUUAUUACCAUAUCAUAACAGUCUUGCGGAGAAGAGACCUCUUCAGAUCCCAGUCUACAACUUGACCGUGGACGAUGCCAAAAAGCGCACAUGGAAAUGGAUAAUGGAUGUGGGUCGCGACUUGGGCAUUAAGUACCCCUUCGAAGUGGGACUCUGGUAUCCCGACGGCAACAUGACGUCCAGCAAAUUCUAUCACACCAUCUGUACCAUUCUGUUUAUGUGGCUGCCAGCCUACCUUAUCGACUUCCUACUCCUGAUCUUUGGACAACGUCGCUUCAUGAUUCGGGUUCAAACCAAAAUCGCUGUGGGUUUGGAAGUUUUGCAGUUCUUUACCACGCGAAGCUGGGACUUUAAAUCCACACACUUCGAGCAGAUCUACAAGGAAUUAGGAUCCACAGAUCGGAGGAUAUUUAAGAUUAACACCGACGAUGUCGACGAUUAUGAGUACAUGAAAGUCAGUAUUUUGGGUGGCCGUCAGUAUGUGAUGAAGGAACCUUUAACUUCGUUGCCGAAAUCACGCAUACAAUUGAGAUUCAUGUAUGUCCUGGACCGUAUUUGCAAAACGAUGAUAAUUUCAGGCCUUCUAUAUUGGGUUUCCCAAAAACUGAGAGUAGUUGACCUAUUUAGAAGCGUAUUCCAUUCUAGUACAUAACAUUCUUCUUCAGUUGCUUUUUUAACAUUUUGUACCUUUUAUUUCAUGUGCCUUUGAAAGGGUUUGUAAGAAAAUCUUGUUAAAAAUAUUCAGGUGUUUUGUAUACGUAAACUUGUUAUUGCAAGUCGUUGAUAAUAAAAAUUUUUAAACAUU
Molecule: messenger RNA, 2870 nt
Organism: Drosophila melanogaster (fruit fly)
Lineage: Eukaryota; Metazoa; Arthropoda; Insecta; Diptera; Drosophilidae
Exons: 11
Coding region: 179-1678 (499 amino acids)
Biological process (GO): fatty acid derivative metabolic process
Cellular component (GO): membrane
Molecular function (GO): alcohol-forming very long-chain fatty acyl-CoA reductase (NADP+) activity; alcohol-forming long-chain fatty acyl-CoA reductase (NADP+) activity; oxidoreductase activity, acting on the aldehyde or oxo group of donors, NAD or NADP as acceptor
Source: RefSeq, marked reviewed